AGUCAUGGGAAUGGAUACUGCCAGUUAACUAGGCGGCCGUGGGGCGGGGAGUGGAGGAGUGUCUCACCGCAGAGCUUUCAUCUAGGGUGUCGAACGGGUUAUCCGCCUCUGCCCAGCCACUCUCCUGCCUUAUCCACGUGGGCUCUCUAAACACUCAUAGAGUGCCCUGAAACCACUAAGGAAAGAGAAGAAACAUCUUUCCUCCUAGGUUUUGAGUUGUUUUCCUUAGGUUACAGCACCGUGGUUGGGCGGGAGAGCACCAGGGUUCCGAGGAAAGUCAUGGUGGAGCCUAAAGAGCUCUAUAAUAAGAAGGGAGCCAAGUCUUGGGCAGCAUGACGACGGAGACCUUCGUGAAGGAUAUCAAGCCCGGGCUCAAGAAUCUGAACCUUAUCUUCAUUGUGCUGGAGACAGGUCGAGUGACUAAGACAAAGGACGGGCACGAAGUUCGAACUUGCAAAGUAGCAGACAAAACAGGCAGCAUCAAUAUCUCUGUCUGGGAUGAUGUGGGCAAUCUGAUCCAACCUGGGGACAUUAUCCGGCUCACCAAAGGGUACGCAUCAGUGUUCAAAGGUUGCCUCACAUUGUACACUGGCCGUGGGGGUGAUCUGCAGAAGAUUGGAGAAUUCUGUAUGGUUUAUUCUGAAGUUCCUAACUUCAGUGAGCCCAACCCAGAGUAUAGCAACCAGCAGGCACCCAACAAAGUGGUGCAGAAUGACAGCAGCCCUACGGUCCCCCAGGCUACCACCGGAGCCCCUGUCACCUCUCCAGCUUCUGAGAACCAGAAUGGGAAUGGACUGAGCACCCCACCAGGUCCUGGUGGUGGCCCCCACCCUCCUCAUGCUUCUUCCCACCCUCCCAGCACCCGGAUUACUCGAAGCCAACCCAACCACACACCUGCCGGCCCUUCCAACAACCCUGUCAGUAACGGCAAAGAAACCCGAAGAAGCAGCAAAAGAUAGCGAGACACUCUUCCUCCCCUCCUGCCACCAACCACAACCCAGGUGUCUGCCUCUGCUGGAGGACCAGACAGCCUUCUGCUGGGCUGCUGGCUUUGGCACAGGGGAGGUGGGUAGCAGUAUUUUAGCCACUAAACUUCCCUGGAGAGGUGAUUGCACAGUGGUCUUAUCCCCCCCCCCCCGCCCCCAUAUCUACCUUGUCCAGACUGUCCCCUGGGAUUCAGAGCCCUCUCUAGAAAUGACAGUUGAACUCUUUCUUGUGUGUAUGAUAUGAGGGUCUUAUUCCCACCUCUCCUGCCUAAAUAAAUGUUACCACUCUGCA
Molecule: messenger RNA, 1278 nt
Organism: Dipodomys spectabilis (banner-tailed kangaroo rat)
Lineage: Eukaryota; Metazoa; Chordata; Mammalia; Rodentia; Heteromyidae
Gene: Nabp2
Product: nucleic acid binding protein 2
Exons: 7
Coding region: 333-959 (208 amino acids)
Biological process (GO): response to ionizing radiation; mitotic cell cycle checkpoint signaling; double-strand break repair via homologous recombination
Cellular component (GO): SOSS complex
Molecular function (GO): DNA binding
Source: RefSeq, a predicted model, not a curated record